Molecule: messenger RNA, 726 nt
Organism: Prorocentrum cordatum
Lineage: Eukaryota; Dinophyceae; Prorocentrales; Prorocentraceae
Source: the annotation of a GenBank genome assembly
CUCCCCACCUAUCCAGCCGCGGUAUAUGUACCACUCGGGCUUGCAGUCGAACAGAAAUAGCCGACACCUUCCACCCCAACGGCUCCGGUAGAUCGAAUAUCUCAGGGCUCCGUCUUCGACGUCGUAUAUCCUGUACGUAUGACUGAAAAAAGGCAGGCCCGAAUAACGAACGGUGAACCACGGCUCAGUGGGCCUGUGCGACGUCUUGUCCGCGUAGCUCCAAGCCGUGGUCUUCUUCCGCGGGGAGAACCAGUGGCCCCCGAAGUGCAGGACGCGCCCGCCGAACUUGUUGCGCGCCUCGUAGCUGAUGCGCAGUCGCUCCUGACGUGCUGCCCCGAGAAGAGAAUGACCGCCGAGGCGGCGUCGGAGGAUCCUUACUUCUGGGAGCGGCCGUACGCCCUGGAGCCGUCCAUGAUGCCCACCUUCACGGAGACGAACAGCACCGGCCACGAGCAGAGGCGCCCCGCCCUGCGCACCAUCCGCAACCCGCUCGCGGCCGCCAACGGGGCCGCGGCGACGCUGGCGGCGGAGCGGCGGGGGCUGCCGGAGGUGCUGCUCGGCAAGGUGGCCCUGCGGAGCAAGCCUUGAGGGCCCUCCCCUCGCCGCGGCGAGUGCUCCGGACCGCCGGCCGGGGCGGCCGCGGAAAAGCCCUCCGUACGCAUCCUGAUCUUCCCCCCCUCCCUUUGGACGUUUCCUAUCAUAUCAAUUGGAGUCGCUUGCAGCUGC